AUGGCCUAUGUGCUAUCCCAGUCAGAAGAGCAAGAGCAGUAUGUCAUCAUCAGCGGACACAGUGGAUCAGGUAAAACAGAAGCUGCCAAAGCAAUUGUGCGAUACCUGACCAUGCUGUACCAGAGAUCAGCCAGCCACAGGAUCAGACAGCCCUUCAAUGUCCUACCCAUCCUAGAGAGUUUUGGGAAUGCCAGAACCAUCCUCAAUGAUAACUCAAGCCGUUUUGGAAAGCUUCUCAAUGUCUACCUGCAACAUGGUGUCGUGGUGGGAACAUCCAUCUCCCAGUACCUGCUGGAGAAGUCUCGUGUGGUAUUUCAGGCCCAUGGUGAGAGGAACUACCAUGUGUUUUAUGAGCUACUGGCUGGGCUGCCUGCGGAGCAGAAAGAGGAGCUGUACUUGCAAGAGGCAGAGUCUUACUUUUACCUGAAUCAGGGCAGAGCAUGUGACAUCGUGGGGAAGGAGGACAGUCAGGACUUUCUGAUCUUGGUGCAAGCUCUGGAGAGAAUCAGCCUCUCGGACGAUCAGCUGACUUCCACCUGGGCUGUGCUGGCCGCCAUUCUGCAACUGGGGAAUAUCUGCUUUACGUCCUACGAGAUGACAUCCUAUGAUCGGAUCUUCACCCCCCUGUCUGUAGAAGGAGCCAUUGAUGCCAGGGACUCCAUUGCCAAGACUCUGUAUUACCUGCUCUUUGAGUGGCUCUUGCUGAGAAUCAAUGAGUGGUUGACUCCCUGGGAAUCGGACUGUGCAGUUGGCAUUGUGGACAUACAUGGGUUUGAGGAUCUAGGUAUGAACAGCUUAGAGCAACUCUGUAUCAACUUUGCAAAUGAGCAUCUCCAGCGUUUUUUCAGCCAGACUGUCAUUGCCCAGGAAGAGGCCACCGACCACACUUUCCUCCAGAAGUGUCAUUACCAUCAUGGAAACAGCCCUUGGUAUGCCAAGCCCAAGCUGCCUUUGCCAGUCUUCACUGUGAAGCACUAUGCAGGCCCUGUCACCUAUCAGGUCCACAAGUUUCUUAAUAAAAACCGUGAUCAGCUGCGUCCAGAGGUGCUGGAUAUCUUCUCUCAGAGCCGCCUCAAGGUGGUGUCUCACAUUUUCCAGAAGGCUAAAGCUGCCUAUAGUCAGGAAAGGAUGCUGGGGGCCAGAGGCAAAGGGCUCAAGCCUCAGGCCUCCACACUGGUGUCCAAAUUCCAGCAGUCUUUGCAGGACCUCACCGCCAAGCUGAGAAGGAGCCAUGCCUUCUUCAUUCGGUGCAUCACCCCUAAUCCCAAAAAGCUGUCAAAUAUCUUUGAUGUGGAGCAUGUCACUCGUCAGUUGCGGCAUUCUGGGAUACUGGAGGCCAUCCACAUUAGAAAGGAGGGAUACCCAGUCCGUCUUCCAUUCCAGAACUUCCUAGCCAGGUAUGGCAUUCUGGCUGGGCCAGGGCACAACUGCUUGGAGGAGAGAGAAGGCUGUGUGGCCAUUCUGUCUCGUGUGGUGGGGAACCCCUCAGAUCUCUAUCAGAUUGGAGUAACAAAGCAGGAGUUAGAGGAAAGGAAGCGAAGAAGGAGGUCCCUGGCCAGUGGUGACACAGAGAACAGUCCCAACCAAGGAAUGGAUGUGGGACUGCUGGAGAUCCCUGCAGAGCUUGCUGCCAUCCUGCAGGUAGCUGAAGGUCAGUACCGAGCACAGGCCAAACAGAUAACUGAGGCAUUGCCUCCAGAAGUCAAGGUCAAAGAUGACCUUUCCCUCCCACCCACCAUCAACAGCUAUCCUUUCUCCUCCUUCAUUAAGUCACACUUCCAGAAGACAGAUUUCCCUGCCCCUGGUCAGCCUCUGCAGCACCCCUUAACCCGCCUGGACACUGAAUAUCAUGAGGGCGCGCUUGAGGUCAACAAACUGAUUUUGCGGUUCAUUGGUGACAAGAAUAUCGACGGCUGGCAGGAGGUACUUCUGGGCAACUACAUUGCUGGGAGAGGUUUGAAUAAUGUGGCUCUGCGCAACGAAAUCUUCAGUCAGGUGGCUGCUCAGGCAUGGAAGAACCCAGACAUGGUGCACAGCCAGCGAGCUUGGGUCCUGAUGGCGAAUUUGCUGAGCUGCUUUGCCCCUUCACCAGAACUGGAGAAGCCAUUGCUGAAAUUUGUGUCAGAUCAUGGCAUGGAGGGCUACAACGCUGUUUGCCAGCGCAAGAUCUUGACAGCAGCACAGCACACAGAGAUAGACUCUACAUUCUCUCGGGCCUACCCUCCUACUCAGCUGGAGUGGACUGCAAACCAGAGGAAAGGGAAGAUGGUGCUGGAUGUCCAUACCUUUAAUGAGGAGAAGUUCUCAGCCGAGGUGGAGUCCUGGAUGACUGGGGAACAGUAUGCAGGCUGGCUCCUGAGUGCAAGGGGCUGUGAUAAGAAGUCUCGAGGGUGGUCUAUCUCCAUGUUUACUGGCAAUGCGUGGCAGGACCUGCUGGGCUGUGACUUUGUGCUGGAUCUCAUUGGAGAGACGGAGGACGCCAGCAACCUCUGCAGGCCCUUUCACUCCUCAGCUGUGUACCCCAUCACUGCUGAAAGGGAGAGAAGCUUCCUUCAGAACUCUGACCUGGAUUCGCUUCUCUGGAAUGACUCAAGCACCAGUCUACCAGCCCAUGCCUUCAAUGAUGGGAAUGCCAGCAGCCAUGCCUAUGAUGCCAGCGGCUGGCGGAAUUGCACCUAUGCCAGAUGUGUGUCUUCCACAGCCAUGGUUGUGCCCCAGUCUAUGGUUCCAGCUGUAGAUCCCAAUCAGUUGGCAGCACAACAGCAAGCCCUCAUCAAUCAGCAAGCCAUGCUCAUGGUUUACGACUACGCGGAGGACCAGUUCUCCAGCAGUGAAGAUGAUUACUAUCCUCUGGAGACUUUCCAGCAGAAGAGGGAAUAUUUUCAGAAGAUGGGAGAGCAACAGAUCCAAGUGAAGAAAGUCAGGCCUCCUUCCAAACCUUGGACUCCUCCAGCAAAGCCCCAGCCACAGCAGGAAGAGGUAAAUGAGGAGGAGCCAGAGGAGAUGAAAGAAGAGAAGCCUAGCCCUAAACCAGAGGCUGCUCCUGCUCCUCCUUUGCCACCUCCUGAGCCGAAGCCAAAAAAGCAGACACCAAGAGUGAGGAAGGAGACACCUGUAGUGAAGCCUUCAGGCCCUGAGUCACGGCCUGCACCCAGCCGGGAGAUCCGCAACAUCAUCAAAAUGUACCAGAGCAGGCCAGCCCCCGAGCCCCAGCCCAUCGAGCCUAUGAGGAGGGUGCCCAAGCCAUUUACGAAGAAAAAUGAUCCCAAAGACGAGGCUCUGGCCAAGCUGGGAAUGAUGAACCUCUCAUUUCCCAAAUCACCAACCCCCCUGCCACAAGAGAAGAAAACACCUCCACCUGUCAAACCCAAGUCUGGCUCAGCUUCCAGCUCUAUCAGGGAGAAGCAGUUGCCUCUUCUGUCAAUUUUCAGCCAGGAGAAUACCUCACCAGUUUCCCAGGCCCCUCCUGCUCCCCCUCCUCCCCCACCACUGCCUUCGCCUCUCCUGCCUGAGAACCAAGGCUGGCAGGAAUCCACAGGGAAGGGCUCUGCUGUCACAAUAGCAGAAGAUGAUGGUAUCAAGACCCAGCUGUACAAGCUCACCGCCAGUGUCAGCUUUUCCUAUGUCAACCCUGCCUGGAAAAUCUUUCUGCGCAAAGAGGUGUUUUACCCCAAAGAAAAUUUCAGUCACCCUUAUUGUCUGAACUUGCUCUGUGAACAGAUCAUGCGUGAUACCUUCUCUGAUUCCUGCCUUCGGAUCUCCAGGGAGGAGAAGCGCAAGAUGAAAGACCUGCUGGUGGAGUUCCGGGUUGGCAAUGAUGUCCAGUCCAUUCAGGAGGAUGGGAUAAAGAAGAGGAUUGUACUGGCUGCUCGGGAUAACUGGGCUAACUAUUUUUCCCGCCUUUUUCCAGUUCAUGGUGAAAAUGGAAGUGAUGUCCAGAUCCUUGGUGUUUCUCAUCGUGGCAUGCGGCUGCUGAAGGUGGUAAAAGCAGCUGGCUAUAAUCCUGAGCACCUGAAGAUUCUUCGCAGCUUCAGCUUUGCAGAUGUGCUGUCAGUGGAACUGAAGGGCAGAAAUGCCCUGGAGUUCUCUCUGAAGACAGAGCAGCUCCUCCUGCACUCUCCAAAGGCUCCGCGCAUCAAGGCCAUGGUGGAACUCUUCAUCCAGGAGCUAAGACAGGAUACCAACUAUGUUGUUGCUCUGCGCAGCUACAUCACGGAUGACAAGAGCCUUCUUAGCUUCAAGAAGGGUGACCUCAUUGAGUUACUGCCCAUGCAAGGCGUGGAGCCAGGCUGGCAGUUCGGCUCCACUGGUGGCCGCUGUGGUAUUUUCCCCACCAGCCUGGUGCAAUUGGCUGCAGCCCCUGAUUACCUCAGCACCAGCAUGGACAGACGUGAAGGGCUGCAGAAGAGCAUGAAAGCUUCCCCAGAGAGCAGGAACAACAGCAAGGAGAGUUCUGUUCCCAGCCUGACAUCAGAACCCAACAGCAUCAUGUUAGUCCCUGCUGGUGACCGUUAUACUAUGAUAGACUUUGCCACAGCCUACUUCCGAGAGGCUCAGUCCAUGCACAAACUGAAGGGGAUGUCUGCUGAAAACAAGAGUGUAGCUGACCUGGUCCAGCACACUAAGGUCCCAAUCCAGGCGUCUUUGCUCUUGUACUCUGACAGUGAGCUGAAUGAGCUUGCUACAAAGAACUUCAAGACUCUGAUGCGAUUCAUGGGAGAUCAAUCAAAACUCAAGAACCAGAAUGAGGUUGAAUGCAUCUAUGAAAUCCUUCAGCUGUGCAAGGAGAAAGAGAGUUUGCAUGAUGAGAUCUACUGCCAGGUCAUCAAACAGGUCACCCACAACCCUAACCAGGAGAGCGUGCUGCGUGGCUGGUUGCUCCUAAACCUGCUAACUGGGUACUUCCUCCCUUCUAAUAUCCUGAUGCCCUAUGCCACCAAGUUUCUGCAGCUAGCCAGCAGUGAUCCAUCUAGCACCCACCAUGAUAUAGCCAAGAUCUGUCAGAGCAACCUACGGAAAAACUUCAUGUAUGGGGGCCGUCGCCACCUUCCUUUCCCUGUGGAGAUAGAGGCGUUGCUGAAGGGGCGCAGUGCCCGCCGGCUAGUGAUACCGAUGCCUGGAGGUGUGGAAUACCUCACCAGAAUCAAGACGUUCACUGUGGCCAAGGAGCUCUUGCAGGAGAUCUGUGAGCAGAUGGGGGCAGACAAAAUGGUGAGGCCAAUAAGAUCAGAGGAGUAUCUUCAUGAUUACCUGCUGGAGGACAAGUUGGUCACUGUGACUUUACGCAGGCUCAUCUGGAGGACACCUCUGCACUUUGAAAACAAAAUUUAUGUUGAUGUUCAUUAUGGACAGAUGCUGUGGGAUUACCUGAAUGGGAAGAUACUGUUAAGCCAUAGUAAAGAAAUGGAGGUGCAGGUGGGCAUUUUGGCAAUGCUCCAGCACUGGGCCAAAACAGAGCAGCAGAACUCCGCUCCUUCCAGGGAAGAGCUGAAGGAGUACACACCGAAGACCCUGCAGUCCUCCAUCAGACCCGAGCCUCUGCAGGACCAUGUUGGCAUGCUACUGAGAACCAGGCAGCGCCUUCAGCCAGUGGAUGCAAAAAUCCAGUUCAUAGAGCACAUGAUGAAAUUGCCUUUCUUUGGCUACAUCACCUACUUUGUUGAGAGAGUCAGCGAUGACACAAUCCUUGUGCCCUGUUUCUUUGGUGUGAAUAAAGAAGAGAUCAUUGUGGUGGACAGCACCACCCAGGCAGUCUCCUGCGUCAUUCCAUUGAAGGAGCUGCAGAAGAUGCGAACCCUGCAGCCUAUGUCUGAUGGUGGGCUUCCUGGCAUAGAACUGAACUAUGGCUCGGCUGCCAGCCCCAAGACUAUGUGGCUUGAACUGUCACAGGCUAAAGAAAUGUAUCACACGAUUGUUGUCAUCCUGGAGAAAACAGAGUUGCACCACUAA
Pterocles gutturalis (yellow-throated sandgrouse) is the source of this 5949-nucleotide messenger RNA. RefSeq names its product myosin XVA (gene MYO15A). The record is from RefSeq and is a predicted model, not a curated record. Bases 1 to 5949 code for a protein of 1982 amino acids. The transcript is spliced from 53 exons. NCBI's taxonomy places the organism in Eukaryota, Metazoa, Chordata, Aves, Pterocliformes, Pteroclidae. Gene Ontology annotation, cellular component: cytoskeleton; myosin complex. Gene Ontology annotation, molecular function: ATP binding; protein binding; cytoskeletal motor activity.